UCGUGGUCUGUGGCUAAGUUUUUUGGGGUUCAUUUGGCCUUUGGGUAUUUUAGAUCUUGUUAUUAUUUAUUAUUUAAUAAUUUGAAUACCUACAUUGUUUUUAAACAUGAUUGAUAUUUUUAUGUAAUUACGUGGCUUAUUAAGCUUCAUUUCAUUUCAAACUAAACUCACUGUUACUCUUAAUUGAUUGGUGUUGCAAUGGAGCCCAAUAUGUCUUUUUUUAGUUUGCCUUUCGUUGAUUCUGAAACGUCGGAUCUGGUGUUCAAUAGAAAGGUGCUAGAGUGUGAUUAUGAAUUCCAAAAUGAGUUGCCCUCCCACAGUGGAUUAUUGGGCUCGGACGAUGUCCUUGCGCAGUUCUUGACUGCCGAUGGCCCUUUGGAGGAGCCUGACUUAAACGGACCAACAACAUUGCACUGUGAGAUAUGCCAAAAGCGUUUUGAUAAUGCCAAGAAGUAUUAUGGACAUCUACGAGUACAUUCUAAAGAUAAUCUUUGGAUAUGUGAUAAAUGUCCUGAUCAAAAGUUUUCCAACAAGCAGCAGCUGAUGAAGCACUGCCUCACGCACAAGCCACUGGCGCGCAUGUGGAAGUGUCUGCAAUGCUCCAUGGCCUUUGAAGCUCUGUGGAGACUGCAGCAACAUGUGUUUGCUAAACACUUGGAUUAUAGGCCGAACAAGUGUGACCAGUGUGAUAAAUCUUUUCAUAAACUAUCAGAUUUGAAAAAGCAUAAAGAUUUUCAUAAUGAUAUAAGAAGGCACAAGUGCACGUCAUGUGAACGAGAGUUCACGGACAAGUCCAACCUCAAACGGCACAUGCUGCUGCAUUCCAAUAUAAAACCCUUUGCCUGCAUCGGCUGUCAAAGCAGAUUCACUCAGAUAGCCUCUCUCAAACGCCACCAACUGAAAUGUAAUUCUUAUAUAAGUCAAAACAAUAAUAAAGAUACUACCAGAAAAAACUAUUGCAGAGUUUGUGGCAUGUCAUUUCAAUACAAGAGUGCUUUGCUUGAGCACUAUGUAAGACAACAUACCAAUACUGAGGGAAGCAAAGAGGAUAAAGCAAGCGAAAGUAAUACUGAUAUAAACAGGACUGAAGACAACAUCGUAGAUGACAUUCUAUCAGCAGAAGAUGAUUACAUGACCAUGUCUACACAACAAGACAUGCUGCAUACAUACAACCAAACAAACACACACACGAACAUGCCCGACACUAACAACUAUGAUAGUCUCAUGCAAAUAGAAUUCCUUAAAGAAAUGAAUCAAUUACACAUACUGGACGAUGAACUACUUUAUAAUGAUUUAGACUUCGACAGUUUGCAAAACAGUCAUAUAUUUAACAACCCAAGUGAAACGGAUUAUGGCAAUGAAAGAAAUAAUGAAAUAAUGUUCGACUUUCACGACGUUGGUAGAAGUGUGGAUCAAGACAUCAUGCAUGCGCUGUAUAAUGAUAAGGCGGAACAUUUGCCAGACGAACUGUUGAAUGUUAAUGAGCAACAAAUGAAUACACCUGAACCAAAUGAUGAAAGACUCCAAACUCCCACAGUAUCUGUCAAUGAAUGCGCAACUAUAUUCGAAAGCGAUGUUGAUUUAGAAGAAAGCACAAACUUAGCUGCCAAUUUAAACCAAUUAAUAGGAGAAAAUAGCGUUCAGUAUAUCUCAACAGAAGAUGAUGAUAUGUUUAUAAUUAGCUUAAAGAGUGAAAUAGAUGCAGAAAAGUUGACAGAUAUGCUGAACAUCAAUGUAGAACCCGCAAAUAAUAAUGCAGACAUACCAGAUUCUGAAGAUAAAAUUGAACUUAAUGAUAGAAGUAAGAAAAUUCUGGAUAAUAUCCAACCUUUUAUAUUGAGAAUACAACCUCAAACAUAUUAUAUGAAACAUGUGCCAUCUGAAACAGAGAAGAAUUCCUGUGACACUAUUAAAAGCGAUUUCAAACUUGCAGAAGUUGAGGAUGGAAAGGAUAAGAUAAACAAUAUAAUAAUUGAAAAAGUUGAAAUUAUUAAAGACAAUAACAAAAUUGAAAUUAAAAAAGACAAGUCAAAAGUAGGAAAACAAAAGAAUGUCACAUUUCUUUGCAAUGUUUGUAAUAAAGUAUUUCGUAGAAAAGAUAACUACAAAUCACAUAUAGCGACCCACUCCACGUCGCUGCGGCGCCACAGCUGCGGCGUGUGCGGCGCGCGCUUCAGCUACCGCUCCACGCUCAACAAGCACCGCGCCGCGCGCCACGAGCCGCGCGUGAGGCGCGCCCACGCCUGCGACCUCUGCCCGCGCACCUUCCCCGCCAACUGGAUGCUGAAAAACCACAAGGAGCGUGAUCACGAUCGGUUGAAGCCCUACGCCUGCGACGAGAAGGAUUGCAGUAGAAGGUACUACAAGCGUUGUGAUCUAGUCAUACAUAAAAGGACGCACACGGGCGAGAAGCCGUACACGUGCGACAUCUGCAGCAAGUCGUUCCCGCACGUGUCGCACCUCAAGCGCCACGAGCGCUCCGUCGACUGCACCACCCGACGCAAAAAAAAUCCGGUCAAGUGUGAGUCGGACUGGAAUACCAAGGGUUCCUUACCGUCGUACAAGAUAUACCUAACUCUUUAGUAGAAGUUAAAGUUAAUGACAGACUGCACCAUCUAUAUGUGAUUAAGUAAAUUUUUUUGUGAACACAUUUUAAUUUUUUUUUUUUUUGUGUAAAUGGGACGUACCCUAUAGGUUUUCUUGACAGACACGUCGGACAAAUAGACAACAAAGUGAUCCCUGAGUUCAUUUUUUCCUUUUGAAGUGCGGAACCCUACAAAUGAAUGUAAAGUCGAAAAGUGAUGUAGCCAGACUAUUGUUUAAGUUAUUUAUUGUAAAUUAGGUGCUAAGGUUAUAAAUAAAAGAGUUAUAGAAAAA
Messenger RNA from Maniola jurtina (meadow brown), 2877 nucleotides. RefSeq lists its product as uncharacterized. Gene Ontology annotation, molecular function: DNA-binding transcription factor activity; RNA polymerase II cis-regulatory region sequence-specific DNA binding. Lineage: Eukaryota; Metazoa; Arthropoda; Insecta; Lepidoptera; Nymphalidae. Bases 199 to 2583 code for a protein of 794 amino acids. Gene Ontology annotation, biological process: regulation of transcription by RNA polymerase II. The transcript is spliced from 11 exons. The record is from RefSeq and is a predicted model, not a curated record.